Messenger RNA from Sorghum bicolor (sorghum), 1839 nucleotides. Its product is annotated as HIV Tat-specific factor 1 homolog. Bases 162 to 1601 code for a protein of 479 amino acids. Gene Ontology annotation, molecular function: RNA binding. Gene Ontology annotation, cellular component: U2-type spliceosomal complex; U2 snRNP. The record is from RefSeq and is a predicted model, not a curated record. NCBI's taxonomy places the organism in Eukaryota, Viridiplantae, Streptophyta, Magnoliopsida, Poales, Poaceae. Gene Ontology annotation, biological process: mRNA splicing, via spliceosome. The transcript is spliced from 13 exons.
CCGCGGCUUGACUUGACGGACCCUCUCCGGCCAGCCGCCGCCUCGCCUCGCCUCCGCCAUCCUCCCCCGCCGCCUGCCACCCGUUCCCCCCACGAAACAGCGUCCUCGUCCACCCACCCGCUUCCCCCUUCUGUCCCGGCCUUGGAGGGGUGCCCGUGGAGAUGGAGACCACCGGCGGGGCGGCCGCCGCUGGCGAGGUGGGCUGGUACGUGCUCGGCCCGGACCAGCAGGGCGUUGGCCCCUACGCGCUUGUGGAGCUGCGAGAGCAUUUUGCAAACGGUUACCUCAACGAGAGCACAAUGCUGUGGGCACAAGGGAGGAAGGAAUGGAUGCCGCUCUCGUCGAUCCCCGAGUUACACUCUAUAGCCACAGCAUCAAAGGAUCAGUCUACACAAGCUGCUGCUCCGGAUGUCGACGAUGAUUUCGCGAAAUUCCAAAAGGAGGUUACCGAAGCCGAGAAGGAAGUGAAAGGCAGCGCUGAAGUCGGUGAUGUGGACCGGCAGGAUGAUGAGCGGCCGGCAACCCCGCCGGAUGGAGAGGAGGAAUUUACUGAUGAUGAUGGCACCAUUUACAAGUGGGACUGUACUCUCAGGGCAUGGGUUCCUCAAAAUGAUGUAUCAGGUAAAAAGGACGGUUAUGCUGUUGAAGAGAUGACAUUUGCACUUGAGGAAGAAGUAUUCCAGGCACCAGAUAUCCCUGGUCCAUCUGCAUUAGAAGAAAUCAACACUCCAGCGGAAGUUAAAAACAAAGAAUCUGAUAAAGCAGAAAAGAGAGGAGAAAAGAAACAGAAAUCUUCUCAGAAGCCAGCUGAAAAAAAAGAAGCUAACAAACCGCCGGACAGUUGGUUUGAUCUGAAAGUCAAUACACAUGUCUAUGUAAAUGGUUUGCCUGAUGAUGUCACAGUGGAGGAGAUUGUGGAGGUAUUUUCCAAGUGUGGAAUAAUAAAGGAGGACCCGGAGACUAAAAAGCCUCGGGUGAAGAUCUAUACUGACAAGGAAACCAGCAGGAAAAAGGGUGAUGCCUUGGUGACAUAUUUCAAGGAGCCUUCUGUAGCUUUAGCAGUUCAAUUGUUGGAUGGGACAUCAUUCCGUCCUGGUGGUAAGACUCUGAUGUCUGUAAGUCCAGCCAGGUUUCAGCAGAAAGGUGAUGUUUUCAUUGCAAAGAAAACUGACAAGCAAAAGAAAAGGAAGAUCAGAAAGGUUGAAGACAAAAUGCUUGGAUGGGGUGGACAUGAUGAUAAGAAGGUGAUGAUUCCUACUACAGUAAUUUUACGGCACAUGUUCAGUCCUGCCGAGUUGAGAGCUGAUGAAGACCUUCUUUCUGAGCUUGAGGUAGAUGUUAGAGAGGAGUGUACCAAGUUUGGUCCAGUGGAUAACGUCAAGGUCUGUGAAAAUCAUCCACAGGGUGUCAUACUGGUGAAAUUCAAAGACCGGAAGGAUGGCGCCAAAUGCAUAGAGAAGAUGAAUGGAAGAUGGUUUGGUGGGCGGCAAAUCCAUGCAAGCGAAGAUGAUGGUUCCAUUAACCAUUCUCUUAUCCGUGAUUAUGAUGCAGAGGUGUCAAGACUGGAUCGGUUUGGAGAGGAGUUAGAAGAGUCCACGUAGAGGGUAACUAACAUAGCUAGCAUGAGAGCGGAAGUUUUUGCAUUUGGGCCCUCGUAUGCUCGCUCAGCUUGGCCUUUCAUUUGCCUGAUUAACCUCAGAAUAGAAUGAUAGUUGGGUAUCAGGCAUCAGCUGGUAUAUACUCCUAUGUUUUUUUGUUACUGCGACAGAGGAUUUUAUGCACGAUUUUGCAUAUGUUAACAUGAAGCACUUGGUAAAGUAUCAUCAUUUUUCCUUGAAA